ACCUAACCCUGUGCCCCCCCUUUUAACCCCCGCUCGCUCGCUCGCUCUCUCUCUCUCUAAACCCCCUCCCUCUCUCUUUCUCUCCCUAGAUUCUUUAUUUAUUCUCACUCUCAGUACUAAGAAGAGGAAGCAGCAACAAGAGAGAAGCCCUAGUCUUCGUACAAAGUACUAUGGAUGCUUAUGCGUAUGGGAAACCCAAGUCGGAUAAUUUCAAGAAAAGAUCUCGUGACCAGUUUGAUAACGGAAAACGGAAGAGACAAAAUCCUUAUCCUAGUCAUGAUCCUAGUUCUGGUCCACCUAAAGUUAUCGAGACGGUUUAUCGUAUUCUUUGUCCUAUCAAAAAGAUUGGUAGUGUUCUUGGCAAAGGGGGUGAAAUCGUUCGUGCUCUCAGAGAUGAAACCCAUGCUAAGAUAAGGGUUGCUGAUGCGAUACCUGGAGCAGAGGAGAGAGUUGUUAUCAUUUUUAAUUACCCAUCAAAACAAUCAGGGGAAGUUGAUGGUGAUCAGGGCACUGAGAAUAAUGAUGUUGUUGGGGAUAAAUUUGAUGACAUGCAUCCACAUUGUCCUGCUCAAAACGCUCUUUUGAAGGUCCAUGACAGGAUUGCUGCCGAUGAGUAUGUUCGUGGUGGAGUGGUGCACGAGAAGACCAAUCCUGAUGAUACUGUCACUGCUCGCGUAUUGGUUCCAAGUAAUCAAGUCGGUUGCCUUCUUGGCAAGGGUGGAACUGUUAUAAAGCAACUUCGAAGUGAAUAUGCUAGUGCAAAUAUCCAUGUUUUGUCUCAUAAGCAUCUUCCACCUUGUGCUAUGAGUACUGAUGAAUUGGUGCAGAUAUCUGGACCACCAACUAUUGUGAAGAAGGCUCUAUAUGACGUUUCUACUCGGUUGCAUAAACAUCCUCGUAAAGACAAUCCUCCUAUCGAUGAUCUUAUAUAUGCGAGUACCCAAGGCUUAUACCAACCUGGUGCUUCCUUGCCCCCACCACCUCAUGGAAAUCCUAUGUGGUCUUCACCACCACCCCCGUGGCAUGGUGAAUAUAGAAACGAGCCAUAUAGAAAUGAACCGUAUAGAAAUGAGCCAUUUAGAAAUGAGCCAUCUGGUUUUCCCCCAAGUGGUUACACAAGUGGACAUUCUGAUAAUUUUGGGGAAGCACCCGAAGAAUUCUCUAUUCGACUUUUAUGUCCAGCUGGCAGAAUUGGUGGGGUGAUUGGAAAGGCUGGUUCAAAUGUUAGACAGGUAGAACAUGAAACACAAGCUAGAAUUCAAGUUGAAGACACUUCUCCAGAGGCUGAAGAGCGGAUUAUUAGUGUCUCCUCUAGAGAGGGUCCUUGGGAUCGAAUUUCGCCAACCAUUGAAGCUAUUCUUCUGCUUCAAAGCAGAACAUGUGCAGCCUCUGAAGACGGUAAAAUCACCACGAGGCUUCUAGUUCCAUCAACCAAAGUUGGCUGCCUCCUUGGACAAGGCGGGAAAAUAAUCUCAGAAAUGAGAAGGCAAACUAGAGCAGACAUUAGAGUUUAUUCCAAGGAAGACAAGCCAAAAUAUACAUCUGCUGAUGAAGAGCUCGUGCAGAUAUCUGGAAGUCCUGAUGUGGCUAGGGAUGCUUUCUUGGAAGUUGCAUCAAGGCUUAGAAUGAGGACUUUCCGAAGUGGGAAUUCGACUGUAAAUCCUUCACCUACAGUCCCCAACCAUGGAUUUGUUCCUUCAGAAAGGAUGCCCGGUAGAGGUCCGCCACCAUCUCACAUGUUUGGACAAGCUGGAAGUCCACCUCCUGUAUAUCCUGCCCGUGGAUUUGCUCCUGAAAGAAUCUCUAGUAGGCCAUUGUCAUCAUCCAGCAUGUUCAGAGGGAGUAAUCCUGUUAGCUACGAGUAUCCGGAGUAUCCAAAGGGGUCUGGAUCUGCAUACGAAGCACCACCAGUUUACCCUCCUGGUCCGCCACCAGCUGCUUCUGGGUACUCGAGCAUGCCCACCAGUAUGGAAAUCAAGAUUCCAAACAGUGCUGUGUCUUCUGUGCUUGGCGUGGGUGGAAGUAAUAUAUCUGAAAUUCGUCAGAUUUCUGGAGCUAGAGUCAAAUUACACGAUCCACUUCCUGGUUCUUCAGAAUGCAUUGUCGAGAUACACGGGUCUUCUGAACAGUUAAAGGCAGCUCAAAGUCUCCUUCAAGCCUUCGUAGCAUCCGGUGGCCAAAGCUCUGCUCAACCUCCGACGCAACCUCCACUAUACCCUCGAUAUUGAUCUAAUCUGUUAAUCUUGGUCAUUUUUAAUAGUUCUUAUUUACCUUUGAAAUGAUUUUAUGAUUUUAAGUUUAUCGUUUAUUGUUUGUUUGCAUGGGUAUGAAUGGCGGAGUUUCAAUUGGAAUUGGAAAGAGACCAAGAUUUUUAUUGUUUUUAUUCUACUGAUCUUCUGUAAGCUGUGAGCUGUUAUAGAGGGAUUGUUGUGGGUCUCAGCCUCUCAGGAGAGAUCUGAUGCACAUCUUGUAGUGAUGAUAUGAGCGUUUUCAUGCUUGUAUUUUUGUUGUCAUCUCGGAAACUUUUAACUUAAAAGAUCAGAUGUGAUUGCAUGUUAUUUUU
Asparagus officinalis (garden asparagus) is the source of this 2563-nucleotide messenger RNA. RefSeq names its product KH domain-containing protein HEN4-like. The record is from RefSeq and is a predicted model, not a curated record. Bases 171 to 2228 code for a protein of 685 amino acids. Gene Ontology annotation, biological process: regulation of gene expression. Gene Ontology annotation, cellular component: nucleus; cytoplasm. Gene Ontology annotation, molecular function: mRNA binding. The transcript has 8 exons. NCBI's taxonomy places the organism in Eukaryota, Viridiplantae, Streptophyta, Magnoliopsida, Asparagales, Asparagaceae.